Messenger RNA from Truncatella angustata, 1209 nucleotides. RefSeq lists its product as uncharacterized. The transcript is spliced from 3 exons. NCBI's taxonomy places the organism in Eukaryota, Fungi, Ascomycota, Sordariomycetes, Amphisphaeriales, Sporocadaceae. The record is from RefSeq and is a predicted model, not a curated record. The coding region runs from base 1 to 1209 and encodes 402 amino acids.
AUGUCGUCCGAAUCAAGAUCCCGCCGGAGAGGCGUAUGGAGCCAUUGGGUUCCGCUAGCCGUGACCCUCACUGUUGCGACAGUCGGCGUAGCAGCUUGGGCAUGGAGCCAGCGGCAGGGCGACGAAGAAGAAGAGGCACCGCCAGCCGACCUCGACUAUGAGAAUGCAGACUACGGCGACAACCCAGCAUACGGCGCCGACAACCGCGAGCACGGAUAUUCCAAGGCCGAAAGCGCUACGUACGGCGUGACCGAUGCGCAUUUAGAGGCGCAACAAAAUGCCGGUUGGGGCACUACAAUGUCCGGCGCGUUGCGUCGAACGCCUAGCCCUCAGCAGUUCUUCAGCAAUGCAGGCAAGGCUGUGACCGCUGGUGUAGGCGCUGUUGGCGCGGCUAUGGGCAGCGCAUUGGCUGCUAUAAGAGAAGAAGACAAAAAUGCAUAUGCCGAUCACGAAACAUGGUCAGAAGAGGCAGAAUCUAGAAAGGGAAAAGACAAACAACCAGGCCUAUCACGCGACCCUAGUAAACGUAGAAAGACGGUGGCUGUAGUCGUCUCAGCCGAUACAAGCAUAGACGAUCUCGAUGAAGAUAGUUUCCACGAGCAUGCGUCCAUCUUAUCGCACAUCCCCCGGAACACCGACUUCUCCAAGAUCAAGCUCUUCGUCUUGAUCUACUCGCCAGGUCUCAAGGAUACCGCCCUUGAAGCGCCGGCAAGUAACCUGCCUCCAGCUUCUCUGAGUUCUUCAUUCUCAAACAUUAGCCAUAACCAGGCCCAGACCCCUGGCGAAGAAACCAAGAGCCCUCUACUGAAAUCGAACGGCGAUGCAGCUUUCAACGCCGUAUACUCGCAGGCUUUGACGUUGGUUGAGAAGGAAACCAUGAUUAUGCCAUUCACAUCAGAGAACGGUCAUGUUCAUAUCUUACACCACCUUCAACCCGAGGUCGUUUACCUGCAAGGAUCACUAGCUGGCGAGAAUGGUGUACACAUCACACGUCUUCAGUCAUGGCUUCGAUACGACGUCAUUCUAAUCGUUGGAGCUGACGGCGGCCAUGGAGGUCUUGCCGAUAGCGAGUCAGAGGCUGAGAGGCCCAGUAGGCCUGAAAAAUGGUGGCAAAGAGAGGACAGAGUGGGACGCGGAAGAGGUGUCGUUGUGGUUGAUAGUCUGCGUGUUAGUGACGACUGGGCGCGUCGCGUGCAAGGCAAGGAGUAG